Trichogramma pretiosum is the source of this 1602-nucleotide messenger RNA. Its product is annotated as ankyrin-3-like. Gene Ontology annotation, cellular component: nucleus. The transcript has a single exon. Gene Ontology annotation, biological process: positive regulation of transcription by RNA polymerase II. Bases 1 to 1602 code for a protein of 533 amino acids. Gene Ontology annotation, molecular function: transcription cis-regulatory region binding; protein binding. NCBI's taxonomy places the organism in Eukaryota, Metazoa, Arthropoda, Insecta, Hymenoptera, Trichogrammatidae. The record is from RefSeq and is a predicted model, not a curated record.
AUGGCGCAAUUAACCAGUAUAGAUAGACUCGGCGAAAUCAUGAAUCAGUUCAAGAAAAACAUAAUUGUAGAAGUUAUCAGGACCUUGCGAGAGCACGUCAACUGGCAGGUCGAAACACAGCGAUACGCGCUUCUCGAUCGCAUCUUUCCCUUCGUCAGCGAUUGGCAGGGCCCGCCUCCGAAUCUCCGAGACAUCUUUCGACCCGAAGAGAUCGACCGUCUCCUCCUGGACGCCGUGGAUUACUGGGGUCUGAAUCCGAGCGACGAGAAAGCCGUGACCUUCGUCGGCUUCGUGUUCAACAGCGGCUACAGGGACGAGCUCGACGGCCAGCUCGACGAGGCGGGCAGACCCACGCUGAGACGCACCACGGCGCUGCAUCGGGCCGCCCGACGCCGACUGAUCCGCAAAGUGAGCCGCGAGGACUCGCUGAUCAAGUGGCUGUUCGGCAUCUACAACAGAUUCGACCUGAAUUACGUGGACGAGUCGGGCCUGAGUCACUUUCACGUGGCCUGCCUCACCGACAGCACCCUCGUCGUGAACACGUUCCUGGAGCACGACCACGAUCCGAAUGUCUGCUGGCCGGAAAACGACGACUCGCCGCUUCACCUCGCCCUCGGCACCUGGGACGACAGGAGCAUCAACAGGGAGAUGGUCGAGCUGCUGCUGAUAACGGGCGCGGAUCCGAACGCGGCCAACAAGCAGGGGAUCAGACCUCUGCUGCUCUGCGUGGGUCAUCGCACUCGCGGCCCGGAUUUCUUGCAGUCGAUGUUCCGCUUCAGCCAACGGACGGUGGAGAUCGACGCGCCGGACGAGUCCGGCGACACGGCGUUGCACUGGGCUCUGCGCUGCGGCCACGGGACGGUGGCGAAAUUUCUGCUGCGCAAGGGCGCGAAUCCGAACGUCAGCAACAAGCGGGGCUUGACUCCGCUGCACGUCAUCAGCGAGGUGGACGACACCGGCCAUUUGACGGAGACGUUCUUCGUGACUUGCGAUCAACUCGGUCGAGAGGUGGAUAUCGACGCCCACGACAAAUUUUCUAGGUCGCCUCUAAAUUUAGCCGUGGCGAACAUCAGGCCCGACGUGGUCGAGCGUCUCUUGUGUCGUGGCGCUGAAUUGAAGAAUUUCGUUUUCCCCAAAUCGGGUAACUUUGGUUACUCGCAAGGUAAGAUAUUGGAACAAGAGAAAAGCGAGACGCAGCAUGAUUUUCGAUUGAGAAUAACCGCCGGCGUUAUGGCCAUCGUCGAGCAUCUCAAAGCAGAAGGAUUCCAAUUGGAGAAGGCGCAUGUGGAAACAAUAAAGACAUUGGUGGACAAGUACCAAUUGUACGACAGUAGCGCGAGGCGCGACAGACUCUGGUACAGACAGGAAAGCUUCGCGAAAGUUGCGAAAAAAAUAAGCUUGCAUCGGGAUACGACGCUUUACGGUCUGCUCAAAUUAGAUUCCAAACGGGCGGCCGAACGACUCCGAUUUGCCCACUUGUACAAGCUCGCGUGCUUGAAAACGUUCUGUAAACUUCUCGACGAGCACAAAGAGGCUUUUAUCGCACAUCUGUGGAAGAAGAUUUUCCCGAAGAUGUGGGAAAGCGAGAGCAAAGAUCAAUAA